AGAAAAAAACACUAGAACACAUGUAAUCUUAUCUUAGUAAAAAUCAACUGUGUUGUAUAAAAUUGUGAUAACAGCGAUUGCGCAACGGAUUUGUAAUUGGUGCAUUAAAGAUUAUUAGCCGCCUAACGGUGCUCGUCGUUUACAGUUAUCAGUUGCGGCGCGUCUGGCUCAGCGUAGAGAAUACGUGUAUUUUGUUGUGCGCUUAUCCCUUGGAAUAAUAAUACAACAAAUUUAUAUAUUGUGUGAGAACAAAAUUCUUUUAUUAAAACGGAAAGUUGUGCCAUGUUCGCCCUACGCCGCACUCUCAACAUGGCCCGCGGGCCCCAGAAAUUGAUGCUGUGCAGCGCUCUCAAAGCAAAUUUCGGCGUCUCUGCAGCGAUGGCACAAAAGAUACGCGCCGGACCCGUUGUCGAUGUGCUGGGCGAUGAGAUGACCCGCAUCAUCUGGCAGUCCAUCAAGGACAAGCUCAUCUUGCCCUUCCUGGACAUUGAGCUGCACACAUACGAUCUGGGCAUCGAGCAUCGCGACAAGACCGACGACAAGGUGACCAUAGAUUGUGCUGAGGCCAUCAAGAAGUACAAUGUGGGCAUCAAGUGUGCCACCAUUACGCCUGAUGAGAAGCGCGUCGAGGAGUUCAAGCUGAAGAAGAUGUGGAAGUCGCCGAACGGCACCAUUCGCAACAUUCUCGGCGGCACCGUCUUCCGUGAAGCAAUCAUCUGCAAGAAUGUGCCCCGUUUGGUUUCGGGCUGGCAGAAACCCAUUGUCAUCGGCCGUCACGCCCAUGCCGAUCAGUAUAAGGCUGUCGACUAUGUUGUGCCUGGACCAGGCCAGCUGACUCUCACCUGGAAGGGCACCGAUGGCCAAAUCAUCAAUGAGGUUAUCAAUGACUUCAAGGGUCCCGGCAUUGCGCUGGGCAUGUACAAUACGGAUGAGUCGAUUGUGGACUUUGCCCACGCCUCGUUCAAGUAUGCGCUGGAUCGCAAGAUGCCGCUGUACAUGAGCACCAAGAACACAAUCCUCAAGAAGUAUGACGGUCGCUUCAAGGACAUUUUCGAGGAGCUGUACAACAAGGACUACAAAAAGCAAUACGAGGCCGCCGGCAUCUGGUACGAGCACAGACUGAUCGACGACAUGGUCGCCUACUGCAUGAAAUCUGAGGGCGGCUUUGUCUGGGCCUGCAAGAACUACGAUGGCGAUGUGCAGUCCGAUUCCGUUGCUCAGGGCUACGGUUCGCUGGGUCUGAUGACCUCGGUGCUGUUGUGCCCCGAUGGCAAGACCGUGGAGGCAGAGGCUGCCCAUGGCACCGUGACGCGUCAUUUCCGUUUCUAUCAGCAGGGCAAGGAGACAUCGACCAAUCCGAUUGCUUCGAUCUUUGCCUGGACUCGCGGUUUAUUGCAUCGCGCCAAGCUGGACAACAACGAGCCGCUGAAGGAGUUCGCUGAGACGCUCGAACAGGUGUGCAUCGAUACAAUCGAGGGCGGCGCCAUGACCAAGGAUCUGGCCAUAUGCAUCAAGGGCAGCAUCAAUGCUGUUGAACGCAAGGACUACCAGGAGACCUUCGAAUUCAUGGACACCUUGGCCAAGAACCUGCAGGCCGCCAUUGCCAAGAGCUCCAAACAGCCACAGGCAUCGCAUAUUUAAGUCCAUAACACAAGAAAAAAAAACAACAUUCAUUCAUGUCCUCACUGUCAUAUUUGCCUGUACAUAGUAUAUGUGAAUGUGUCCUCAA
Drosophila novamexicana is the source of this 1729-nucleotide messenger RNA. It is a transcript of the gene Idh, whose product is annotated as isocitrate dehydrogenase [NADP] cytoplasmic. Gene Ontology annotation, biological process: isocitrate metabolic process. The record is from RefSeq and is a predicted model, not a curated record. Gene Ontology annotation, cellular component: cytosol; peroxisome; mitochondrion. NCBI's taxonomy places the organism in Eukaryota, Metazoa, Arthropoda, Insecta, Diptera, Drosophilidae. Bases 283 to 1641 code for a protein of 452 amino acids. Gene Ontology annotation, molecular function: magnesium ion binding; NAD binding; isocitrate dehydrogenase (NADP+) activity. The transcript is spliced from 2 exons.